Salvelinus sp. IW2-2015 is the source of this 2169-nucleotide messenger RNA. The record is from RefSeq and is a predicted model, not a curated record. Lineage: Eukaryota; Metazoa; Chordata; Actinopteri; Salmoniformes; Salmonidae.
AUGAAGAAGAACAAGGCCCCCACCUCCAGAAGGUCAGAGAUCCAGAACAUCUACCAGUGCUACUCCUCCGGGAGGAAUACUCUGGCCGCCUCCGCUCUCCUCAGGUUCCUACACAUGGAGCAGAUGGAGGCAGCAGCCAAUCAGGAGACAGCGGAGGGCUUGAUUGACAGAUAUGAGAUUGAGGAGACAGCUAGAGAGAACAGAACCAUGACAUUCGAGGGAUUCUACAGAUACAUGGAGUCUAAAGACUGUAGUGUGUUUGACCAGAUACACACGUCUGUGUACCAGGAUAUGGACCAGCCUCUGUGUCACUACUUCAUCUCGUCUUCUCACAACACCUACCUCACCGGGGACCAGCUGGUCGGCAAGAGCACCCUGGACGCCUAUGUCAGUGCGCUGAGGAGAGGUUGUCGUUGUCUGGAGAUUGACUGCUGGGACGGUCCUAGUGCUGAGCCUAUAGUCUACCAUGGUCACACUCUGACCAGCAAGAUCCUGUUCAAGGACGUCAUCACUACCGUGGAGCAGCAUGCCUUCGAGGUGUCUCCGUACCCAGUGAUCCUGUCCCUGGAGAACCACUGUACCCCGACUCAGCAGGAUGUCAUGGCCCAGUAYCUCACCUCCAUCCUGGGGGAAAAACUGCUGUCCACCAGCCUGGACCUCACCAAUCAGCCUGGACAACUGCCCAGCCCUAACAGGAAGAAGGCAGCAGUAGUUGCUGAGUCUCUAUCUAACCUGGUGGUCUACACCAAGUCGGUGAAGUUCCACAGCUUCAGCCAUGCCAGAGAACACCAGCAGUACUAUGAGAACAGCUCUCUGGGGGAGAAGAAGGCUCACAAGCUGGUCAAGACCUCAGCUCCAGAUUUCAUCCAGCACAACAUGGUGUUCAUCACCAGGAUCUACCCAGCAGGAUCUAGAACCAUGUCCUCCAACUACAACCCUCAGGGGUUCUGGAAUGUGGGCUCACAGCUGGUGGCUCUGAACUUCAGUGCGUGGGCCUGCCCAUGGACCUGAAACGGGCGUUUCCAGGACAACUGGGCUGGUGGUUACGUCCUCAAAACCCCUCCUCCUCAGAUCAAAUCAGUCGGGAGCUUUGAUCCGAACAGUUACCGUCACAACCUGAAGCCGCGCCACCUACUGCUGAAGGUUAUCAGUGGCUCCAACCUGCCUGUCCCGCGGAGCGGCAAGGCCCUGGACCCCUUCGUACGCGUGGAGAUCCACAGUGUCCACUCAGACUCCUGCAGGAGACACACAGACACUGUCAGACACAACUGGUACCGCUGGGUUCCUCUCCUGUCUAGAGAGGGCUAUAGCCUGGAUCCAGCUUCUCUCUUCGUCUUCAUCUGCUCGCCUAGCCCAUCCAGCUCAGCCAGCCCCCAGCUCAGCCUUAGUCCCAUCCCCAGGCUAGCCCUAGUCCCGUCCCGCCUAGUCCAUCUUCAGCUCAGCCUAGUCCAAUUCAGCUCGAGCCCCUGUCCCUCCCAGGUCCUUAGUCCCAUCGCCCAGCUCAGCUCGAAGUCCCAUCCCCAGCUCAGCCAGUCCCAUGCUCAGCCCCUAGUCCAUCCCAGCGUUCAGCCUAGUCCCAUCUCCAGUCUGACGUUGGCUGAGGCCACAAAGACCUUCCUGCUCUUCACGGUCACCUCUAACUCGCGGUCUUGCACGGACGACAUGUCACGCGUCUUCACACCCACAGCGUCACCAUCCCACCCGUCUAACUACUCCACCCGCGUCCUAACUCCCCCGCGUCUCACUCCCACGCACCAGAGCCCUGCGCAGUCUUACAUACCCCCUAAUGACCUCCAGCAGGCCAAAAAUGUGCUGUGUCUGCUCAGGCGUACCACUGGUCCUCCACCCAGAAAACAGGACGGCUUCCUCAACUCUCGCCAAGGAGAGACAAGUACAACAGUUAUAGUGGGGAAGAAGAAGAAGAUAAAGAACGAGAAGAAGAAGAUAAAGAAGAAGRRGRKRAWRAAGRMGAAGAAGAUAAAGAAGAAGRAGRWRAWRAAGRMGRMGAAGAWRAWRAAGAAGAAGAAGRAGRWRAWRAAGRAGRAGAAGAAGAAGAWRAWRAAGAAGGAGAUAAAGAAGGAGAAGAUAAAGAAKAAGAAGGAGAAGAAGAUAAAGAAUAAGAAGGAGAAGAAUAAGAAGAUAAAGAAUAAGAAGGAGAAGAAGAAGUAG